UCAGCUGUGUCCAAUCACAGCUGAUCACUGAUCAUCAGGGCACUGAUGAUCAGUGUGACCUGAUGAUCUGUGUAGCCCCAGCAGUGCCACCUGUUAGUGUCCAUCAGUGCCUUGUGUCAGUGCUCAUCAGGGCCUCGUGCCAGUGCCCAUCAGUGCCACAUCAAUGCCACAUAUCAGUGCCUACCAGUGCACAUCAAUGCCACAUAUCAAUGCCCAUCUGAGCUGCUUUUCAGUGUCACCCAUCAGUGUCAGUCAGUGCCACCUAUCAAUGCCAGUCAGUGUCGCCUAACAGUGCCAGUCAGUGCCGCCUAUCAGUGCCGCCUAUCAAUGCCACCUAUCAGUGCCUUGUAUCAGUGCUGCCUUUCAGUGCCCAUCAGUGAUGCCUGUCA
This is a messenger RNA of Staurois parvus, 389 nucleotides long. NCBI's taxonomy places the organism in Eukaryota, Metazoa, Chordata, Amphibia, Anura, Ranidae. The record is from the annotation of a GenBank genome assembly.